UCCUUUUCUUUUGUCUUCCAAAAAAUUUCCUCUGAUUUCAAACUUCUCUCUCUCUAAUGGCGGCGACGAUGAGCAGAGACCAAUACGUCUACAUGGCGAAACUCGCCGAGCAAGCGGAGCGUUACGAAGAGAUGGUACAGUUCAUGGAGAACCUCGUGACCUCCUCCACACCGUCCAGCGAGCUCACCGUAGAGGAGAGGAACCUUCUCUCCGUGGCUUACAAGAACGUGAUCGGAUCUCUUCGAGCGGCGUGGAGGAUCGUGUCGUCGAUCGAGCAGAAGGAAGAGAGCAGGAAGAACGAGGAACACGUGUCGCUCGUCAAGGACUACAGAUCUAAGGUCGAGACGGAGCUCUCCACGAUCUGCACGGGGAUCCUCAGGCUGCUCGAUACGAAUCUGAUCCCUUCGGCUAACGCUAGCGAGUCCAAGGUGUUUUACUUGAAGAUGAAGGGUGAUUACCAUCGGUACAUGGCUGAGUUCAAAUCUGGUGACGAGAGGAAGACAGCUGCUGAAGAUACUAUGAUCGCUUACAAGGCUGCUCAGGACGUUGCGGUUGCUGAUCUAGCGCCUACGCAUCCGAUCAGGCUGGGACUGGCUCUUAACUUCUCGGUGUUUUACUACGAGAUCCUCAACUCUUCGGAGAAAGCUUGUAGCAUGGCCAAACAGGCUUUUGAGGAAGCUAUUGCGGAGCUGGACACGUUGGGAGAGGAGUCAUACAAAGACAGUACUCUCAUCAUGCAGUUGCUAAGGGACAAUUUAACCCUCUGGACUUCCGAUAUGCAGGAGCAGAUGGAUGAGGCCUGAAGAUCUUAUGGAAGAACGUACGCUUAUGUAAUGAAUGUCCUCACAACCGUGACUGAGUUCAAAAACCCAAAAAAAAACCUUUGCUCUAAAACUUGUCGAAACAAAAAAAUAUGUGUGUUUAUGACAGAGCAUGUGCACAGCUGUGGUGUUAUCUGCUCCUCUGUUCCAACUCUGUUUUCUUUUUCUUAGUUUAUUCUCAUCUUUGCUUCUUUUGUC
Molecule: messenger RNA, 1019 nt
Organism: Raphanus sativus (radish)
Lineage: Eukaryota; Viridiplantae; Streptophyta; Magnoliopsida; Brassicales; Brassicaceae
Product: 14-3-3-like protein GF14 kappa
Exons: 4
Coding region: 57-803 (248 amino acids)
Biological process (GO): signal transduction
Cellular component (GO): cytoplasm
Source: RefSeq, a predicted model, not a curated record